AUGCACUAUGCGUCGGUGGCCCGGCUUCUCGCCGAGGCCGUGGGCUCUGUGCGCGCGGUGGAUUUCUCGGUGCCCGAAGUGAAAGCGAUCGUGGCGCCGGCCGCGACGCCGAAAGCGGCCCCGUGGGUUUCGGACGGCGAAGCGGCGGACUGGCGCGCAGUAAAACUGUCGCCUGCGCAGUGCGUGCGAGCUUUGCGGGUGCUGAGGAAGGCGGCUGCAGCGGCUGAAGAAGCCGAGGGUCGCGGGCCCGCGGGUGGCAGCGCGCUGCCGGGCGGGGGCCCCGGGCUCGUGGAGGCCAUGCAGGAAUGUGUCCAGUCCCAAAAGGCGGCGCUGGACAAGGAAUCCAAGGCAAGGGUGGAGGAAUUGGCCCUCGGCGACUACCCGCUGGACGGUGUGCCGACGGAGGAGGCGAUGAUACGCCUGGAG
Molecule: messenger RNA, 426 nt
Organism: Prorocentrum cordatum
Lineage: Eukaryota; Dinophyceae; Prorocentrales; Prorocentraceae
Source: the annotation of a GenBank genome assembly